AUGCACAGCAAUGGUGGUAGCUUGAUUCCCCUGCUCCAUGCUGGGAUUGGAAAGAGCCGAGACACAUCUCGCAGCAGAAAGCUCACCUCUGCAGUCGCUAUCCGCAUCUUCAAGGAAAGGUCUUCAGAUGCUAACAGUAAGUUUGUAGAGAGCGAGGUGGUCGCGAGAUGCUAUGGCGUGAGUUCCAAGACCGUGCGAGACAUCUGGGACAAAAAGUCGUGGGCGAGGUACACGAGUGGUUUGGAGAUGAGGGUCGAGGCCAGAGAGGCAGAAAUGUCUAAGAAUGGGGAGAAAGCGCUGAGGUCGCUUGAGGGGAAUAUGAAGAAAGAUGCUUUAGAGAUCGAGAGAAAGCAAAAGAAUAUGAAAAAUUCGUCCAGUAUAGAGACGUUCCAUGCUCCCUCGGAUGGAUACGACUGCAAUGGCGCGAUGUUGGGAGAGAGCAGCCAAGAUUCUGCAACAUGGAUCUCGAUGAGACGUGUGUAUGGGGAACUCAUGGGAGAGGAGGAGGAGGACAAGGACAAGGACGAGCACAACGAGGGAGAUUAUGUCAGAGAGGCGGUGGAGUGCUGGGACGAGCUUGCUGAGGCACCGGACGAUGUGAGCGAUUGGUGUGUUGACCCCAGGGAGGCAAGAGUUGACAAAGUUUGCUGA
Messenger RNA from Guillardia theta CCMP2712, 651 nucleotides. RefSeq lists its product as hypothetical. NCBI's taxonomy places the organism in Eukaryota, Cryptophyceae, Pyrenomonadales, Geminigeraceae. Bases 1 to 651 code for a protein of 216 amino acids. The record is from RefSeq and is a predicted model, not a curated record. The transcript has a single exon.